Messenger RNA from Clarias gariepinus (North African catfish), 3469 nucleotides. Its product is annotated as NACHT, LRR and PYD domains-containing protein 3-like. The transcript has 10 exons. The coding region runs from base 39 to 3056 and encodes 1005 amino acids. Gene Ontology annotation, molecular function: protein binding. NCBI's taxonomy places the organism in Eukaryota, Metazoa, Chordata, Actinopteri, Siluriformes, Clariidae. The record is from RefSeq and is a predicted model, not a curated record.
GGCGGUUGGGCUUACCGGAACCCAGCUACGUGCUCCGGAUGAGUGAGUGGUCAAUGAAACCCACGACUACAAUUAUUGACAAAAACAUUUCUACUGAUCCAAGAAUAAUUAAGAGAAAGAGAUCAGAGUCACCAGAACCCAGCACUACGUCAAUGAUGAGUAAUUGCUCAUGGGAACCUGCUCACUUCAGAGGCAGACCCAGUUUUACUGAUCUGAGACCACAAAUUAAGAAGACCAAUCCCAGCACAAAUCAACUGGACUCCAUAUUUAUGGAGCUGGAACACAAUGUUAUCACUCUGAUAAAGAAUGAGCUGAAGAGGUUUAAGAAGCUCCUGAGUCCAGAUUACCCAGCAUGCACUGUAAGUGAGGUGGGGGAUAAAGAGGACUUAGAAAGCAUCAGAGAGGAAGCACUGAAGAUAACAGUGCAUGUCCUGAAGAACAUGAACCUCACAGAUCUCGCUAACAAACUUAAGAACAAGUCGGUGACGUCUGUGUAUCAGCAACAGCUGAAAUCCAGCCUGAAAGAGAAGUUUUUAAGAAUUAAUAAAGGAAUCUUACAGCAUGGAAGCUCAGCUCUUCUGAAUGAGAUCUACACAGAGCUCUACAUCACACAGAAGUGGAGUGAAGAGGUCUGUAAUGAACAUGAGGUGAGACAGAUUGAGACAGCGUCCAGAAGAGCAGCAAUACAGGAGACACCAAUCAAUUGUAAUGAUCUCUUUAAAGACAAGUCCAUCAGAAGUGUGCUGACUAAAGGGGUCGCUGGUAUUGGAAAAACAGUCUCUGUGCAGAAGUUUGUUCUGGACUGGGCUGAAGGAAAAGCAAAUCAGGACAUCACCUUCAUGUUUCCCCUUCCCUUUAGAGAGCUGAAUCUGAUGACAGAGAAACCUUUCAGUCUGAUGGAAUUUCUUCAUCACUUUUUCCAAGAUAUUAGAAAACUAGAAUUAAUAGACUGUGACUCCUACAAAGUCCUGUUCAUCUUUGAUGGUCUAGAUGAGUGUAGGUUUCCUCUAGAUUUCCAGAACAAUGAUAGAUUGUGUGAUAUGACAGAGUCAGUCUCACUGGAUGUGCUGCUGACAAACCUCAUCAAGGGAAACCUGCUUCCCUCUGCUCUCCUCUGGAUCACCUCUCGACCAGGAGCAGCCAAACAGAUCCCUCCUGAGUUUAUAGACCAGGUAACAGAGAUACAAGGGUUCAGUGAUCCUCAGAAAGAGGAGUACUUCAGGAAAAGGAUCAGUGAUCCGAGCCUGGCCAAUAAAAUCUUCUCACACAUGAAGUCUUCAAGAAGCCUCUACAUUAUGUGCUGCAUUCCAGUUUUCUGCUGGAUCUCAGCCACUGUUCUAGAGAGAAUUUUGGGUGAAGCAGAGAGUCGAAUUAUCCCCAAGACUCUGACUCAAAUGUUCAUGCACUUCCUGAUCUUUCAGAUCAAUAACAAGGACCAAAAGCACCAUCAGAAAUGUGACCCUGAUCCUCAGAAGACCAGAGAGAGUAUCCUGGCACUGGGAAAACUGGCUUUCCAACAGAUGAAGAAAGGAAGCCUGAUCUUCUAUGAAGAAGACCUGAGAGAGUGUGGCAUUGAUGUCAGAGAAGUGUCAGUUAACUCAGGAGUGUGUACCCAAAUUAUCAGAGAGGAGUUUGGGCUUCACCUGGGGAAGGUAUACAGCUUUGUACAUCUGAGUGUUCAGGAGUUUCUGGCUGCUUUAUAUGCAUUUAUCUGCUUUGUUUCUGAAAAGAAAAAUGUGCUUGUGGAGCAACACACUGGAUUUCUUGAUUUAUUCAGAAAUCGAAACCUGUCUAAUUUCCUCAGGAGUGCAGUGAACAAGGCGUUACAGAGUGAGAAUGGACACCUGGACCUGUUCCUCCGGUUCCUUCUGGGUCUCUCACUGGAGCCAAAUAAGAUUCUCUUACGAGGCUUAAUGCCAAAGACAGAAAGCGGCUCUUUCAGCAAAGAGGAAACAGUUGAGUACAUCAAUGAGAUGAUUAAAGAUAACCCAUCUCCAGAGAAAUAUAUCAAUUUGUUUCAUUGUCUCAAUGAACUCAAUGAUCAUUCCCUGAUGAAACAAGUGCAGACGUACCUGAACAGUGAAGGUUACAGAUGUCUGCAAGCAACCAGACUCUCUCCUGCUCAGUGGUCAGCUCUGGUGUUUGCGAUACUGACCUCAGAACAGGAACUGAAAGAGUUUUAUUUAAAAAAAUAUGACCCAUCUGAUGAAUGUCUUCUAAAGCUCCUUCCAGUGGUCAAAGCCUCCAGAAAAGCUGAUCUGCAUUGUUGUAAUCUGACAGAGGAAAGCUGUAGAGCUCUGUCUUCAGUCCUCACCUCAAGCUCCUCAAGUCUGAGAGAACUGGACCUAAGUUACAAUAAACUGCAUGAUUUAGGAGUGAAGCUGCUCUCUGCUGGGCUGGAGAAUCCACACUGUACACUGGAGACACUGAGUCUGCAUUGUUGUAAUCUGACAGAGGAAAGCUGUAGAGCUCUGUCUUCAGUCCUCACCUCAAGCUCCUCAAGUCUGAGAGAACUGGACCUGAGUUACAAUAAACUGCAUGAUUUAGGAGUGAAGCUGCUCUCUGCUGGGCUGGAGAAUCCACACUGUACACUGGAGACACUGAGGCUGUGUGAGUGUGAACUGACAGAGGAGAGCUGUAGAGUUCUGUCCUCGGUCCUUAGCUCAAACUCCUCCAGACUCAGAGAACUGGACCUGAGUAAUAAUUAUCUUCAGUACUUAGGAUUGAAGCUGCUCUCUGCUGCACUGGAGAAUAUACACUGUAAACUGGAGAUACUAAGGCUGCGCGAGUGUAAUUUGACAGAGAAGAGCUGUGACGUUUUGUGCUCAGUUCUCAGCUCAAAUUCCUCCAGUCUGAAAGAACUGGACCUGAGUAAGAAUUAUAACCUUCAGGAUUCAGGAUUAGGGCUGCUCUGUACUGGACUGGCGAAUCAACAAUGUAAACUGGAGAUACUGAGGUUGUCUUCGUGCGGUAUCACAUAUGAAGGUUCUGUUGUUCUGGCUUCAAUUCAGAGAUCCAAUCCCUCAUCACGCCUGAGAAAGCUGGAGCUGGAGUGAAGUAAUGAAGCUGCAUUCAGCUGUAUUAAAGGAUUUAUGCUAUACACCAGAGAAACCACAGUGAAAUUACAGACUCCACACACACACACUUCACAAAUCCCUAAAUCUUUUAUGUGGCCCUCUUACGUGUUUUGUUGGAUUAAAUAAAUUAAUUGUAUAUUCAUUAAUAAUUGUAUGUGUGAGAGAAGAGGAUGCAGAGGAUAGGGUUAGAUGCAGGCAGAUGGUUCGCUGUGGCGACCCCUAAAGGAACAAAUAGCCGAAUGAAAAAGAAGAAUAACUGAAUACAUACAGUGACUUGCAAAAGUAUUCAUACCCCUGAACUUCCACAUCUUGUCAUCAUGUUACAACCACAAACAUAACUGUAUUUUAUUGGGAUUUUAUGUGAUAGAAGAACAGAAAGGGACACAUAAUUG